AUGGGAAAUUGGGAAUGGCAGUUGGCCCAAGGAGAAGAAAAGGUUGUCUCAGGGAACAAUAAAGAAUGGCUUUCUUCUCACCAGGCUUGGGCCGAGGACGUUGUUAUCUGCUUCACAGACGGAUCAUGGCAUGAGGACAAGUCCCUUGCCGGUUUUGGGAUGGGUAUUUCAAAAGAAAGAGUCACCAUAUGCAAACUUUGA
Molecule: messenger RNA, 201 nt
Organism: Arabis nemorensis
Lineage: Eukaryota; Viridiplantae; Streptophyta; Magnoliopsida; Brassicales; Brassicaceae
Source: the annotation of a GenBank genome assembly